AUGUUUCUUCCAAACAAGGUGCGGAAAUACAGCGUCAUCGACGACCUACACAUCAUACAAUCUGUAUAUUCUUCAUUCUGUAUUCUGUUGUCGGGGGUUGACAUACUGACUUUCCUGGGCAACCGUAACGAGUACUCAGAGCAGCUUGUGGCAGUACUCAUCACCCAAGUGCUGGAUGGGUUGUCGUACCUGCAAUGGCGCGGCAUCUGCCACCUGGACCUGCAGCCUGACAACCUGGUGCUGGCGUCCGCUCGCUUCCCGUCGGUCAAACUCGUGGAUUUCGGCAGCGCGCACAAAGUUUGUGCGUCUGGCACCAGCGUGCCCGUCAACGGCCUCACGGACUACAUCGCCCCAGAGGUUCUGUUCGAGAACAAAGCUUACCCCAACACCGACAUCUGGUCUCUAGGGGUCAUCACUUACCUGCUGUUGUCGGGGGUCACCCCCUUCAGGGGGGAUACAGAGGAGGAUCGUAAAUCCAACAUCCAGUGCGUGCGGUACAUGUUCGAGUGGCUGCCGUCCACUACCACGCAGGAGGCGACGCGGUUCCUCAUGCUCAUCUUCAAGAGGGACCCAAGCAAGCGCCCUGCAGUGGAUGAGUGUCUCGAGCAUCGCUGGCUGAACGAAACCGAUUUCAUGGUCAGGAAGAGGGAGCGCGCCCCGGUCCCAGCCAACAGAAUUAGGACACGUGAACACAAAUCUGAUGAAGAAAGCCAGGACCUCGGCAAUGAAAAGAAGUCCGGAGGAGAAAACGGACCGGUGCCACUGUCCAUAGACCACAUGUCGGGGGCCUUCUUCAUCCUCUGCAUUCUCUCAUCUCUGUCUUUAGUCUGUUUCUUUUUAGAGCUCUGCAGCACCAGGACUUUGAGAGAUCCCAGAAGUGGAGGAGGGAAGAAGGUCUAA
This is a messenger RNA of Hyalella azteca, 900 nucleotides long. Its product is annotated as obscurin. Gene Ontology annotation, cellular component: nucleus. The transcript has 5 exons. Gene Ontology annotation, biological process: intracellular signal transduction; positive regulation of apoptotic process; protein phosphorylation. Gene Ontology annotation, molecular function: protein serine/threonine kinase activity; ATP binding. NCBI's taxonomy places the organism in Eukaryota, Metazoa, Arthropoda, Malacostraca, Amphipoda, Hyalellidae. The coding region runs from base 1 to 900 and encodes 299 amino acids. The record is from RefSeq and is a predicted model, not a curated record.